This is a messenger RNA of Odobenus rosmarus divergens (Pacific walrus), 1726 nucleotides long. RefSeq names its product G protein-coupled receptor kinase 1 (gene GRK1). Gene Ontology annotation, molecular function: rhodopsin kinase activity; ATP binding. The transcript is spliced from 7 exons. Gene Ontology annotation, biological process: signal transduction; regulation of opsin-mediated signaling pathway; protein phosphorylation. The record is from RefSeq and is a predicted model, not a curated record. Gene Ontology annotation, cellular component: cytoplasm. Bases 29 to 1723 code for a protein of 564 amino acids. NCBI's taxonomy places the organism in Eukaryota, Metazoa, Chordata, Mammalia, Carnivora, Odobenidae.
CCUGACGCGGUGGGAGGCCAGCACCAGGAUGGAUUUCGGUUCCCUGGAGACGGUGGUGGCCAACUCGGCCUUCAUUGCCGCCCGGGGCAGCUUCGACGGGAGCAGUGGCCCAUCUUCUCGGGACAGGAAGUACCUGGCCAAGCUCAGGUUGCCCCCACUGUCCAAGUGUGAGGGCCUCCGUGAGAGCCUGGACCUGGCGUUUCCGAGUGUGUGCUCAGAGCAGCCCAUCGGCAAGCGGCUCUUCCAGCAGUUCCUGGGGGCUGACGAGAGGCACGUGCCGGCUCUGGAGCUCUGGAAGGACAUCGAAGACUAUGACACGGCAGAUGAUGACCUCCGGCCACAGAAAGCCCGGGCCAUCCUGGCCGAGUACCUGGAACCCCAGGCCAAGCUCUUCUGCAGCUUCCUGGAUGAGGGGACGGUGGCGAAGGCCCGGGAGGGGCCUGUGGCGAGAGGGGAUGGGCUCUUCCAGCCCCUGCUGCAGGCCACCCUCGCGCACCUGAGCCAGGCACCCUUCCAGGAGUACCUGGGCAGUCUGUACUUCCAGAGGUUCCUGCAGUGGAAGUGGCUGGAGGCCCAGCCGACGGGUGAGGACUGGUUCCUGGACUUCAGGGUCCUGGGGAAAGGUGGCUUCGGGGAGGUGUCCGCCUGCCAGAUGAAGGCCACCGGCAAGCUGUAUGCGUGCAAGAAGCUCAACAAGAAGAGACUCAAGAAAAGGAAGGGGUACCAGGGUGCUAUGGUAGAGAAGAAGAUUCUAGCAAAGGUACACAGCAGGUUUAUAGUCUCUCUGGCCUAUGCAUUUGAAACCAAAACUGACCUCUGUCUGGUGAUGACUAUCAUGAAUGGAGGCGACAUAAGGUACCACAUCUACAAUGUGAAUGAGCAGAACCCUGGCUUCCAGGAGCCCCGCGCUGUCUUCUACACAGCCCAGAUCGUCAGCGGCCUGGAGCACCUGCAUCAGAGGGGCAUUGUCUACCGAGACCUCAAGCCUGAGAACGUACUUCUAGACGAUGACGGCAAUAUCCGAAUUUCUGACCUUGGGCUGGCUGUGGAGCUGAAGGACGGGCAGACCAAGACCAAGGGCUAUGCGGGCACCCCAGGUUUCAUGGCCCCCGAGCUGUUGCGGGGCGAGGAGUACGACUUCUCUGUGGACUACUUCGCCCUGGGCGUCACGCUGUAUGAGAUGAUCGCAGCCAGAGGGCCCUUCCGUGCCCGAGGAGAGAAGGUGGAGAACAAGGAGCUCAAGCAGAGGAUCCUCUCUGAGGCGGUCAAGUACUCGGACCAGUUCAGCCAGGCCAGCAAGGACUUCUGCGAGGCGCUGCUGGAGAAGGACCCUGAGAAGCGCCUGGGGUUCAGAGACGGGACAUGUGAUGGGCUCCGCGCCAACCCCCUCUUCAAAGAUAUUAACUGGAGACAGCUCGAGGCUGGGAUGCUGACGCCUCCCUUUGUCCCGGACUCCAGGACGGUCUAUGCCAAGAACAUCCAGGACGUGGGCACCUUCUCCACCAUCAAGGGCGUGACCUUCGACAAAGCCGAUGCGGAGUUCUUCCAGGAAUUCGCGACUGGCAAUUGCCCCAUUCCCUGGCAGGAGGAGAUGAUCGAGACGGGCGUGUUCGCAGAGCUGAAUGUGUGGCGCUCUGAUGGGCAGAUGCCCGAUGACAUGAAGGGGGUUGCUGUGGAGGAGGCAGCCCCGGCAUCCAAGUCAGGGAUGUGUCUGGUUUCCUAAGUG